UCCUCUCUUCCUUUCUAUACUCUCACCACCCUUUGUGUAACGACCAAAUUUAAUCACAUCUCUCGUAACUAAUUAUUAGAUGUGCUCACUAAUAAUUUGACGAUGAUAUAGGAGAGAAAUUAAGAUAAUUAAGUUCAAAGUUCUUCUCAUUACAUCAUUAACAUACACAUUACACAUAUACGCGUAUACUUUUAAGGUCCGUUUGGUUGGAAAUAUUUUAGGCUUGGAAACGGAUUGAGGUAACACGCUCCCUUAUUUUAUGUUUGGUUGGGUUAUCCAUUUUUUUCACUCCCUUACUAGUAGCCCAAUUUUGAUUCCCCCAUCUUGAAACCCUCCUCAUACCAUAGGAAAUAAAAAGUAAGGGAGUCAUUAGGCCAAUGAUUCCAUUCCUACAUCAAAACAAACAAGUGUCUAAAGUAACACAUUCCAUUCUUUCAUCCCAUUCCAUUCCCUUUCCAUUCCUUAUUUUGAACCAAACGACCCCUUAGUAGUAUCUAAUAAUUUCUUUGAAGGUAGUGUAUCAUCAUAUCGUCUCUUUGAUUACUCUUUUCUUCUUCUUCUUUUUUCCAAAUAGUUGUCAACUAAAUUUUUUUUUCGUUUAGAAAUGGAACCAUUACUACCAAACACAAUCGCUGCCCUACAAGACAUAGAACAACACCUCUUUGAAGAUUAUCAUCUCCCAUUAUCUCCGAUUUCCACAACCAAUUUCGACUCAACAACACCAUCAUUCACUAGCCAACUAUAUCCUCAAAACAAUAAUAAUGCUAAAGUUACCACUUUCACUAUUUCCUUCAGCAAUGAGGAUCGUUGUCAUUCUAACAACGAUCCUCUCCUAGAAUAUAUUUACUCGUCACUUGAAGAUCAAGGGAUUGAUUAUGAUGAAACCUUUCGUAUAUUCUGUAGCAAACCUCCGCAAAAGGUUGCUACUAAAUAUGAAGCGAGUCAUAACAAUAAUCAAGCUAACUAUAUAGGGGUAAGGAGAAGACCAUGGGGUAGAUUUGCUGCUGAAAUUAGAGAUCCUAAACGUAAAGGUUAUAGGAUUUGGCUUGGUACCUAUAACAAAGCCAUUGAUGCUGCUCGUGCUUAUGAUCGUGCAGCUUUUGACAUUAGAGGCAACAAAGCUAGGCUUAACUUCCCUCAUGAAGUUGGGAGUUGGUCAUCUUCUUCUUCGUCUUCUUCUUCCUCUUCGUCUUCCUCUAAAACAACUCAAGUACAUCAUGCAGGUGAUAAACGUCUAAGAAAUGAUGAUAUUGAGAAAUUUAUUGAUGAUCAACUGAUCAACAAAAUGCCUAGAAGUUCUAACUAAUUACUUCUGUUUAGAUCCUAUUUUAUGCAAAAAUUGCACGUAGAAAUAGUAGAUGAAUAAGGUUUAUUUUUUAUUUUCGUUGAUUUAUGUUAUGGAAAAACUAGUAUUGUCUACAUUUGUACACUCCUUUGCUCGGUUAGUACAGGACAACAAUAAUAUUUCACAUUCUUGUCAUUAAAUAACAUUU
Beta vulgaris subsp. vulgaris (sugar beet) is the source of this 1493-nucleotide messenger RNA. Its product is annotated as ethylene-responsive transcription factor ERF107. The transcript has a single exon. Gene Ontology annotation, biological process: regulation of DNA-templated transcription; ethylene-activated signaling pathway. Gene Ontology annotation, molecular function: DNA binding; DNA-binding transcription factor activity. NCBI's taxonomy places the organism in Eukaryota, Viridiplantae, Streptophyta, Magnoliopsida, Caryophyllales, Amaranthaceae. The coding region runs from base 605 to 1306 and encodes 233 amino acids. The record is from RefSeq and is a predicted model, not a curated record.